GGGGAGAAGCCCAGGAGCUCUCUGACACUCAGCCCUUCCCUGGGACCUUUGUAGAAGAUUCUUCUGCAGGAUCCACCCUGUCUCUCUCCACUGCACUCCAUUCCUGAAGGCAGAACCUACAAAGUGCCUUUUGUAAAGUUCCUUAAGGAUACAUCACAGCUAAAAUGAAUCCCAGGGAAGAAAAAGCAAAAAUAAUUGCAGAGGAGUUCACUGAAAAUGAUGAGGAUGAAGAUGUGGGAAGACGGAAGAACUCAAAGUCCCAAAGACAACGAAGAAAAAAACGGCUGCCAACUACUGACCCAGAGGAAAUGGUGUCAGAAAAAUCCCACGAUGGCUCCCAAGAGGAUCCUUCACAGGAAGAGCUUGGGACUCGCCUCCUGAGUGUGACAGCCCGGCGGGGGCCACGGAGCUUACCUCCAAUUCCUUCAACUUCCAGAACGGGCUUUGCAGAAUUUUCCAUGAGGGAACGCAUGAGGGAGAAGCUUCAAGCUGCCAGGUCCAAGGCAGAAAGUGCAUUGCUGCAAGAAAUUCCUACCCCAAGACCUAGGCACCUGCGAAGUCCCAGUGAGAGAGAAUCGGAGACUGAGUUUGGCACAGAGUCAGGUAAAGAGGUACCAGGGACUCAACAAGAAGAUGAUUCACAAAGUUAUUUAAGAGUAAAGUUCCGUGAUUCUGCACGAAAAAUCAAGGCUAAACCCCAGGCUCCACCUGGCUUCCCUUCUGCAGAAGAGGCCUACAACUUCUUUACUUUCAACUUUGAUCCUGAGCCAGAGGAAAAACCAAAGGUAAAAGGUAGAGCUGGAGCUAAUCAAGAGGAAGAGAAAGGGGAGGAAGAAGAAUCACCCACACAAAGGGAUGAGGAAGAGCUGCUUCAUGGAAAGGAUGCUGAAGACUUCCUGUCGGGCUUGGAUCAUGCAGACAGUGAUUUUGUGGCAGUCAGACCUGCGGAGUAUGAAAGUGCCCAUGUUUGGCUGCAGAAAGAAAAAGAAAUUCUCUUCAUACCCAGUAGACUGACAGUGCCGACCUAUAAAAAGCUUCCUGAGAAUGUGCAGCCCAGGUUCCUGGAAGACGAAGGCCUUUACAUUGGGGCCAGACCGGAGGUGUCUCGGACCAAUCAGAACAUCAUGGAAAACAGACUUCUGAUGCAGGAGCCCGAGAGGAAGUGGUUUGGAGAUAAUGGCAGAAUCCUGGCACUGCCCAGCCCCAUCAAGCCAUUUCCCGUGAGGCCAGCGCUAUUAACUCAGGAGCAGAGCGUCAAGGCCGAACUUGAAAUGCUGUACAAAAAGGCAGUGAAGUAUGUCCACAGUAGUCAGCAUAUGAUUGGAUCUGGAGACCCACCAGGAAAUUUCCAACUGGACAUUGAUAUUUCAGGGCUAAUCUUCACUCAUCACCCUUGUUUUAGCCGAGAGCAUGUUUUGGCAGCCAAACUGGUUCAAUUAUAUGACCAGUACCUUGCAAGACACCAGAGAAACAAGGCAAAAUUUCUCACUGAUAAGCUCCAAGCUCUAAGAAAUGCUGUUCAGACUGGUCUUACAGAACAACCUCAUCAAUCUCUUGAUACAACCCAAAAAACCAUCAAUGAAUAUAAGUCUGAAAUUCGGCAAACAAGAAAGCUCCGUGAUGCUGAGCAAGAAAAAGAUCGCACACUGCUUAAGACCAUCAUAAAAGUCUGGAAAGAGAUGAAAUCUCUUCGAGACUUCCAGAGGUUUACGAAUACACCCUUGAAACUUGUUUUGAGAAAGGAAAAAGUUGACCAGAAAGCAGAUGAGGAAGCAUAUGAAAAAGAAAUUCAAGCUGAAAUAAACGAAUUGUUGGAAGAGCUCACAGAAGAGUAUGAACAGAAGAUGGAAGAGUACAGAACUUCACACCAGCAGUGGAAGGCUUGGAAGAAAGCCCAGAGGGUCAAGAAGAAGAAAAAGAAACAGGCAGCAGAAGAGCAUCCCGAUGAAGAAGCUGGGGAGCCCUAUCCUCAGGAGGACCCCGUGAAGCCCAUCCCUCCGGAGCUCACCGAUCCAGCAGUCAUAGAGCAGCAGGUGAGGGAGCGAGCAGCACACAGAAGGAGAAGGCCAGGGGAGCCUAUGCUGGUCCCAGAGCUGAGCCUGGCAGGGAGUGUGACACCCAACAACCAGUGCCCCAGGGUGGAGGUCUUGCGAAGGAAAGAUGUAAAGAGGCGCUCGGUGUACUUAAGGGUGCUUUUCAACAGCAAGGAGGUGUCCAGGACAGUCAGCCGGCAACUAGGGGCAGACUUCCGAGUUCACUUUGGACAGAUUUUCAAUUUGCAAAUAUUCAACUGGCCGGAGAGUUUAACACUUCAGGUCUAUGAAACUGUGGGGCACAGUAGCACCACCUUGCUAGCAGAAGUGUUUCUGCCUAUUCCUGAGACCACUGUUGUCACUGGAAGGGCUCCCAUUGAAGAAGUGGAAUUUAGCAGUAACCAGCAUGUGACUCUGGACCACGAGGGAGUUGGAAGUGGAGUUCCCUUCUCCUUUGAAGCUGAUGGCAGCAAUCAACUGAUUCUAAUGACCUCGGGAAAAGUGUCCCACAGUGUCGCAUGGGCCAUUGGAGAAAAUGGGAUACCUUUAAUUCCUCCAUUGUCACAGCAAAACAUUGGAUUUCGAAGUGCUUUGAAGAGAGCAGACGCCAUCUCAUCCAUUGGCACAUCAGGACUGACAGACAUGAAGAAGUUGGCCAAGUGGGCAGCAGAGUCCAAGCUUGACCCCAAUGACCCCAACAACGCCCCUUUGAUGCAGCUAAUCUCGGUUGCUAGCAGUGGUGAAUCCUAUGUCCCUGAUUUCUUUCGAUUGGAACAGCUGCAACAGGAAUUCAAUUUUGUCUCAGAUGAGGAAUUAAGUAGAUCCAAGCGAUUUAGGCUUCUUUGUCUUAGAAACCAAGAGGUGCCAGAAUUUCGAAAUUACAAGCAAAUUCCAGUAUAUGACCGAGAAAUUAUGGAAAAGGUAUUCCAGGACUAUGAGAAACGUUUACGAGACAGAAAUGUAAUUGAAACCAAAGACCACAUAGACACCCAUAGGGCCACAGUAGCCAAGUACUUCCAGCAGGUUAGAGAAUCAGUGGUAAAUCGUUUCCUGAUUGCAAAACAUCAUUUUCUUCUUACUGAUUUGGUAGUAGAAGAAGAAGUUCCCAAUAUCAGCAUCUUGGGCCUAAGCCUUUUCAAGCUGGCAGAACAAAAGCGACCACUGAGGCCAAGGAGAAAAGGUCGGAAGAAGGUGACAGCCCAAAACCUGUCUGAUGGAGACAUAAAACUGCUGGUGAACAUCAUCCGAGCUUAUGAUAUUCCAGUGAGGAAGCCAACAGCAAGCAAAUUCCAGCAGCCAUCAAGGUCUUCAAGGACUUUCAGUGAAAAACAUGCUGCAUCUCCCAGCACACACAGCCCAACGCAUAGCACUGACUACCCCCUAGGCCAGGUUUCAGUACGUCCUUUUGUAGAAGUUUCUUUUCAACGAACAAUUUGCCACACAACUACAGCUGAAGGACCAAAUCCUAGCUGGAAUGAAGAACUUGAACUUCCAUUUAGGGCCCCUAAUGGAGAUUACAGUACAGCCAGUUUACAGUCAGUGAAAGAUGACGUGUACAUUAACAUUUUUGAUGAAGUACUGUGUGAUAUCUUAGAGGAUGACCGGGAAAGAGGAAGUGGAAUUCAUACCCGUAUUGAGAGACACUGGUUGGGACGUGUGAAAAUUCCAUUUAGAACUAUAUAUUUCCAAGCAAGGAUUGAUGGAACAUUUAAGGUAGAUAUCCCCCCAGUUCUCCUGGGCUAUAGUAAGGAGCGAAACAUGGUCAUGGAACGAGGCUAUGAUUCUGUCCGAAGCUUGAGUGAAGGCUCCUACCUCACCCUGUUUAUUACCAUUGAGCCUCAACUGGUUCCUGGAGAGUCAGUUCGAGAAAAGUUUGAUUCUCAGGAAGAUGAGAAACUCCUUCAAGCAACAGAGAAGUUUCAAGCUGAAUGUGCCUUAAAGUUUCCAAAUCGUCAGUGCCUUGCAACAGUAACUGACAUAAGUGGGAAAACUGUUUUUAUUACACGUUACCUCAAACCUUUAAACCCUCCACAGGAGCUCCUUGAUGUCUGCCCCAACAAUCCACAGGCAACUGCAGAACUGGUGGCUCGAUACGUGUCCUUGAUUCCUUUCUUGCCUGAUACUGUUUCGUUUACUGGUAUCUGUGACCUGUGGAGCACAUCUGAUCAAUUUCUUGAUCUCCUGGCAGGAGAUGAAGAAGAGCAUGCAGUAUUGUUAUGUAAUUAUUUUCUGUCCCUGGGUAAGAAAGCCUGGUUGGUGAUGGGCAGUGCUAUUCCUGAGGGUCCAACUGCCUAUGUGCUAACUUGGGAAAAAAAUCAUUAUUUAAUAUGGAAUCCCUGCAGUGGGCAUUUUUACGGGCAAUUUGAUACAUUCUGUCCCUUGAAAAGUGUAGGCUGUUUAAUCAGUCCUGACAAUAUUUGGUUUAAUAUCCAAUCAUAUGAUUCUCCACUAAGGAUAAAUUUUGAUGUCACCAAGCCCAAGCUAUGGAAAUCAUUUUUUUCAAGAAGCCUUCCAUAUCCUGGCCUUUCCAGUGUUCAGCCUGAAGAGUUAAUUUAUCAACGCACAGACAAAGCAGCUGCAGCUGAGCUACAAGACAGGGUUGAAAAAAUACUAAAAGAAAAAAUCAUGGACUGGAGGCCACGCCACCUGACUCGGUGGAAUCGGUACUGUACCUCCACUCUGCGUCAUUUCUUGCCCCUGCUGGAAAGAAGUCAGGGAGAAGAUGUACAAGAUGACCACAGAGCAGAACUGGUGAAACAGCUAGGAGACUACCGGUUCUCUGGAUUUCCCCUUCACAUGCCUUACUCUGAAGUGAAACCUUUAAUUGAAGCUGUGUAUAGCACCAGAGUACAUAAUAUUGACGUUCCUAACGUUGAAUUUGCUUUAGCUGUAUAUAUCCACCCAUAUCCCAAAAACGUUUUGUCUGUUUGGAUCUAUGUUGCCUCUCUUAUACGCAACAGGUAACUUUUUUUCAUUGUAUGUUUUUGUUAUGUAAAAACAAUUAGACUGUAAGUGUAUUUUUAAAUUACGCUGAUAAAACCAGGAGAAAAUAUUUUUGAAUAAUGAAAUUAAGUUAUCAUUAUCUGUUCUCUGUGUAAAAAUAAGUGUUUUUAUUUAAUAUUCUCUCGUCUCUGCCACUUUGACCCUGAAUUCAAUUGAGACUACCCACAGUAGGGUACACUAUCAGCAUUAGGUCUCUAUGCCUUUGUAUUUGUUUACUUUCUAUUUGAGCUCUGCAUAUCCAGCAGAAUAUCAAACAUAC
This is a messenger RNA of Castor canadensis (American beaver), 5295 nucleotides long. RefSeq names its product coiled-coil and C2 domain containing 2A (gene Cc2d2a). Gene Ontology annotation, biological process: protein localization to ciliary transition zone; non-motile cilium assembly. Gene Ontology annotation, cellular component: ciliary transition zone. The record is from RefSeq and is a predicted model, not a curated record. Lineage: Eukaryota; Metazoa; Chordata; Mammalia; Rodentia; Castoridae.